This is a messenger RNA of Scomber japonicus (chub mackerel), 2798 nucleotides long. RefSeq names its product nfe2 like bZIP transcription factor 1b (gene nfe2l1b). The transcript has 6 exons. Gene Ontology annotation, biological process: regulation of transcription by RNA polymerase II. Gene Ontology annotation, molecular function: RNA polymerase II cis-regulatory region sequence-specific DNA binding; DNA-binding transcription factor activity, RNA polymerase II-specific. Gene Ontology annotation, cellular component: nucleus. The record is from RefSeq and is a predicted model, not a curated record. Bases 387 to 2798 code for a protein of 803 amino acids. Lineage: Eukaryota; Metazoa; Chordata; Actinopteri; Scombriformes; Scombridae.
GCAAGUCAUGGUGGGCCAUUCAAUGAGCAAAGGCUGGAGGAUGCAAUACCGGACAACAACUGUGGAGCUCCUAACGAAACGGGACUUUAAUUACAGUCAUUAGGAACUGGAAGACAAGACCCAUAUGAAGAACAAAGCUUUGAGCACAAACUGGACUCUGGCAGAAGAAGUGGAAACCCCAGCCUGGAUCUUUAACACCUUUAAUAAAACUUGUUUGUUGCCCAAUAAGAAGAAGAAGAAGACCCUUCCCCUCGCCGACUAUCCCAAACAGUUUUUCAUGUGUUUUUCUCAGUCCUCAAGCGCACGUGCAGAAGUAGUGAACCGAGCUAGUUGGCCCCGUUUUUGUUUUUGUUUUUUACUUUCACCUUUUGUUCCUUUGUAAAGAAAUGCUUUACCUGAAAAAGUACUUCACAGAGGGCCUGAUUCAGUUCACCAUCCUUCUGAGUCUCAUUGGGGUGCGGGUGGACGUUGACACCUAUCUAAGCAAUCAGCUGCCCCCACUGAGAGAGAUCAUCCUGGGCCCUAGCUCAGCCUACACCCAGACACAGUUUCACAACCUGCGCAACACGCUGGACGGCUAUGGCAUCCAUCCAAAGAGUGUGGACCUGGACCACUUCUUCACCACUCGGCGGCUGCUGAACCAGGUGCGACAGCUGGAUCGCCUCUCCGUGCCCAGUACCGAGCUCAACACCUGGCUAGUGCAUCGUGACUCGGAGACUGUGGUGUCCGCCAGCAGCCAGUCCAGCCCCAGCAUUACCCUGGACAAUGGGGCCGGCCUAGAGGACGUUAACAACCCUGACGCUACCCCGGCCAUGAGGGGAGGAAGUGGAGCAUCUGAAUCCACGUAUAACUUGAACGCAGCGGACGGCAGCCUGGGAGCCGUGGCCCCAGAGGGCAACCAGGAGCAGGAGAGCAGGGAUGGCAACGACGACCUCACCAAAGAGGACAUUGACUUGAUUGACAUCCUAUGGCGACAGGACAUCGACCUCGGCGCGGGAAGAGAAGUGUUCAACUACAGCAACCGUCAGAAGGAGAGCGAGGAGGAGAAGCAGCCCAGCCCAACGGAGAACAAAGACGGGAACGAGGAGCAGCAGCAGGAGAGCUGGAGGAAUGGAGUGAAUUUACAAGGAGCUCAGCCGGUAGACGGAGAGACGGGAGAGAGCAUCCCAGAGCAGCUCCCAGGACUCGGCUCACAGACGUCACUGUCUCUACAGGAAUGCUUGCGGCUGUUGGAGGCCACGUUCCCUUUUGGAGAAGAAUCAGAGUUCCCAGCCCCGGUCGUCACCCCGGAGAUAUCGGUUUCCACUGAAGAAGUUCCUUCUACGUCUCAGGGCCUCACUGUGGCGCCACAGCUGCCCCCAGCAGAGCCACAGCUGGACCUGGAGCAGCAGUGGCAAGACAUUAUGGCCAUCAUGGAGCUACAAGCGAUGGAAGUGAACAACAGCGACUCGAGCAGCGGCAGCGGCAGCGACACAUCUGGCACAACGGAGUCGAACACGUCGGCAAACUUUGAACUUUCUACUCGCUCCACGCCCAUAAACCAGGACGUCAGCCUCCACCAGGCCUCGCUCCCCAGCUGCAGCCAAGACUUCCCCCAGAUCUUCAACACCCAGAUAGACUCUUCCAGCGUCGCCCCGAGAACCACCAUGCUCAGAGUGUCGUCCGGCAACUCGUCCAACAUCAACUCCACGUUCGGAGCCACCAACCUGACGGGGAUCUUCCUCCCGCCGCACAUCAACAGCACCAGUAACAACGUCACGUCCACGCCCAUCCUUCCAGAUCCAUUCAGCACCCUGUUGGAGGAGUCCAUGCUGGACGAGAUCAGCCUGCUGGACCUCGCCAUGGAGGAGGGCUUCAGCCAGGCGCAGGCUUCCCAGCUGGAGGACGAGCUCGACUCAGAUUCCGGUCUUUCUCUGGAUUCCAGCCACAGCCCGGCUUCGCCGAGCAGCUCCGAGACGUCCUGCUCCUCUGCAGCUUCUUCCUCUUCGACCUCAGCCACCUUCUCAGAGGAGGGAGCGGUGGGCUACAGCACCGACUCUGAGGUUGCCACGGUGGAGCCGGAGGAAGGCGCUGUCGGCGGUUACCAGCCCGGCUACAGCAAGCUCUGUCGGAUGAGCUAUCAGGACCCCUCCCAGUUCCACAGCCUCCCUCAGCUCGACAGCAUCAGCCACAAUCACACCUACAACCUGCCGCUGUCCUCCGCCUUCGCCGAGCACCCCGAGCUCCCCAUCCCCACCGGCAAGAAGACUGUCCGAGACAAACAGAGCUCGAAGCUUCAGCCUCCUCAGGACUUGCUCGACAAGCACUCGAGCCGCGACGAACGCCGAGCCCGCGCCAUGAAGAUCCCCUUCUCCAACGAAAAGAUCAUCAACCUGCCGGUGGAGGAGUUCAACGAGCUCCUGGCCAAGCACCACCUGAGCGAACCCCAGCUGGCCCUCAUCCGCGACAUCCGCCGGCGCGGCAAGAACAAGAUGGCGGCGCAGAACUGCCGCAAGCGCAAGCUGGACACCAUCAUCAACCUGGAGCAGGGCGUCCAAGACCUGCGGCGCGACAAGGCCCGGCUGCUGAAGGAGAAGAUGGAGUUCAUCCGCUCCAUCCGGCAGAUGAAGCAGAAGAUGCAGAGUCUGUACCAGGAGGUGUUCACUCAGCUCCGGGACGAGGAGGGCCGGCCCUACCCCCCCAGCGAGUACUCGCUCCAGUACAGCGCCGACGGCAGCGUGCUCAUCAUGCCGCGCGGCGUGACGACCGCAGAGCAGAAUCGUAAGCCGGAGAAAAAACAAAAAGACAAAAAGAAGUGA